AACAUAUCUCUUUGUUGACGGAUUGUUAUCUGGGAAGAUGUGGUGGUUUUCUUCUUCUCCUUCUAUGUGGCUCUCCGAGCUCUCAUGUUCUUCGUCAGCCGUUAUAGAAUCCACAUCUUCUCUUCCGGUAGCAAUCCAAUGGCUGAGAUUUGUUUUCCUCUCCCCAUGCCCUCAACGUGUUCUCUUCUCCGCCGUAGAUCUUCUGUUCAUCCUCGUCCUCGUCUUCUUCGCUCUUCAGAAGCUCUUUCGCUCAUCUUCUUCCUCUUCUUCUUCCACUAUCAACGGAAGUGUCGAGGUUAGGAAACCUCUUCUCCAAAACCGUGGAAGAAUAAUCCAAACAAGAACAACCGCAUGGUUCAAAACCACUGUCGUAUCCACCGUUUUAUUGUCGUUUUGCUCCGUUGUGCUCUGUGUGUUGGCGUUCACGGGGAAGAGACGGACUCAGAGACCAUGGAACCUCGUAGACCCGAUGUUCUGGCUAAUCCACGCCGUCACAAACGCCGUCAUCGCAGUUCUCGUCCUCCACGAGAAGAGAUUCGCAUCGCCGAGCCAUCCCUUGUCGCUAAGAAUCUACUGGUGUUCAAGCUUCGUCGUCACAACACUCUUCGCCGUCUCCGGGGUCCUCCAAUUACUCUCCGGCGGUGCAAGCUUGAUAGCCGAAGACGUCGCUUCGUUCUUCUCCUUCCCCUUAACCGUCUUUCUGCUCACCGCUUCCGUCAGAGGGACCACAGGCGUUGUUGUCACAAAUGAAGAGAGCAACGGUAAUCAUAAUAAACCAGACGACGCCGUUUCGGAGAAAUCUGACAAUAACAACGUCUCUCUUUACGCAUCCGCUUCGGCUUUCUCAAAGAUGUUUUGGUUAUGGAUGAAUCCUUUACUCAGCAAAGGCUACAAAUCACCGUUGACUCUCGAAGAAGUCCCCACGCUCUCUCCAGAACACAAAGCAGAGAGGCUCGCGCUCGUCUUCGAAUCCAACUGGCCUAAACCGUCUGAAAACUCGAGCCAUCCUGUCCGUACCACACUAAUAAGAUGUUUCUGGAAAGAGAUCCUUUUUACCGCCAUCUUAGCGAUCGUACGUCUUUGCGUCAUGUACGUUGGUCCCGUUCUCAUCCAGAGCUUCGUCGACUUCACCUCAGGCAAGAGAUCAUCGCCUUUGCAAGGGUACUACCUCGUCCUCGUCCUCCUCGUCGCCAAGUUCGUCGAGGUCUUGACGACGCAUCAGUUUAACUUCAACUCUCAGAAGCUCGGGAUGCUUAUACGCUCCACUCUCAUCACUGCAUUGUACAAGAAAGGUUUAAAGCUCACUAGCUCCGCGCGUCAGAACCACGGCGUCGGUCAAAUCGUGAACUACAUGGCUGUCGAUGCACAGCAGCUCUCUGACAUGAUGCUUCAGCUCCACGCAAUCUGGCUUAUGCCCUUACAAGUGACUCUCGCGUUAGUGCUUCUCUACGGAAGCCUAGGCGCGUCUGUUGUCACGGCCAUCGUUGGCCUCACUGGUGUGUUUGUAUUCAUCCUCCUAGGGACUAAGAGAAACAACAGGUACCAGUUCAGCUUGAUGGGAAACAGAGAUUCUCGUAUGAAAGCCACCAACGAGAUGCUUAACUAUAUGCGUGUGAUCAAGUUCCAGGCUUGGGAGAAUCAUUUCAACAAGAGGAUCCUCAACUUCAGGGGAAUGGAGUUUGAUUGGCUCUCUAAGUUUCUUUAUUCGAUAGCCGGAAACAUCAUUGUUCUCUGGAGCACACCGGUGCUCAUCUCUGCUCUCACGUUCGCCACCGCGCUUUUCUUGGGAGUCAAGCUAGACGCUGGGACCGUGUUCACCACCACCACCAUUUUCAAGAUCUUGCAAGAACCUAUCAGGACGUUUCCUCAGUCUAUGAUAUCUCUCUCGCAGGCGAUGAUCUCUCUUGGAAGGCUCGACUCGUACAUGAUGAGCAAAGAGCUGUCUAAAGAGGCCGUGGAGAGAUCCAUAGGGUGUGAUGGUCGUGUCGCCGUGGAGGUUAGAGAUGGAAGUUUCAGUUGGGAUGAUGAGGACAACGUACCCGCGCUUAAAGACAUCAACUUCAAGGUUAACAAAGGAGAGCUCACUGCGAUAGUUGGAACCGUUGGUUCGGGAAAAUCUUCGCUGUUAGCUUCGGUUCUUGGCGAAAUGCACAGGAUCACAGGACAUGUGAGAGUUUGUGGGAGCACAGGUUACGUAGCGCAGACAUCGUGGAUCCAGAACGGGACGGUUCAAGACAACAUCUUGUUUGGUCUUCCGAUGGUUAGAGAGAAGUACAACGAAGUUCUCAGUGUCUGUUGUCUUGAGAAAGAUCUGCAAAUGAUGGAGUUUGGGGAUCAAACUGAGAUUGGUGAACGGGGAAUCAACCUCAGCGGAGGGCAGAAGCAGCGUAUACAGCUCGCACGUGCGGUUUAUCAGGAUUGCGAUGUGUACUUUCUUGAUGAUGUUUUCAGCGCAGUGGAUGCUCAUACAGGUUCAGACAUAUUCAAGAAAUGUGUACGAGGAGCUCUGAAAGGCAAGACAGUCUUGCUAGUAACACAUCAAGUGGACUUCUUACACAACGUUGAUUGCAUUUUGGUGAUGAGAGAAGGGAAGAUUGUAGAAUCAGGAAGAUAUGAUGAAUUAGUCAGCUCCGGUUUGGAUUUUGGGGAACUUGUUGCCGCACAUGAGACAUCUAUGGAGCUAGUUGAAGCCGGUGCAGAGUCUUCAGCAGCAACAACAGUCAUUACAUCGCCAAGACCACCAACGUCUCCCCAUCCAAGCUCACCAAGAACGUCCAUGGAUUCUCCUCACUUAAGUGAUCUCAACGAUGAACACGUCAAGUCGUUUCUCGGCUCUCAGACCGUAGAAGAUGGCUCAAAACUCAUUCAAGAAGAGCAAAGGGAGACCGGGCAGGUUAGCCUGGGAGUUUACAAACAGUAUUGCACCGAGGCAUAUGGCUGGUGGGGAAUCAUCUUUGUGGUGUUCUUCUCUCUAACGUGGCAGGGCUCACUGAUGGCUAGCGAUUACUGGCUCGCAUACGAAACAUCAUCCAAGAAUGCUGUUUCGUUUGACGCCUCUGUUUUUAUUCGUGUCUACGUCAUUAUUGCUCUUGUUUCCAUCGUUUUGGUGAGCUUACGCUCAUAUUACGUCACCCACUUGGGACUCAAGACCGCUCAGAUCUUCUUCCGACAGAUUCUUAACAGUAUCUUACAUGCUCCCAUGUCGUUCUUCGACACCACACCAUCUGGAAGAAUCCUCAGUCGGGCAUCGACUGAUCAGACCAAUGUCGAUAUCUUCAUACCGUUCAUGCUUGGACUUGUGGCCUCAAUGUACACUACUCUGCUGAGCAUUUUCAUAAUUACUUGUCAGUACGCUUGGCCAACUAUAUUCUUUGUGAUACCUCUUGGAUGGCUCAACAUCUGGUACCGGAACUAUUACCUCACAUCUUCCCGUGAACUGACGCGCCUAGACUCGAUAACUAAGGCUCCUGUCAUCCACCAUUUCUCGGAAAGUAUAGCUGGAGUGAUGACAAUCAGAUCAUUCAGGAAACAUGAGUUGUUUAGGCAAGAGAACGUGAAGCGUGUUAACGCCAAUCUUAGGAUGGACUUCCACAACAAUGGUUCAAACGAGUGGCUUGGGUUUCGUCUAGAGCUUAUUGGGAGCUGGGUGCUCUGCAUCUCGGCUCUGUUUAUGGUAAUGUUACCAAGCAACGUAAUCAAACCAGAAAAUGUCGGCUUGUCUCUUUCUUAUGGAUUGUCUUUGAACUCGGUUCUGUUUUGGGCAAUAUAUAUGAGCUGCUUUGUCGAGAACAAGAUGGUUUCCGUUGAAAGGAUCAAACAGUUCACUGAUAUUCCUGCUGAAGCUGAGUGGGUGAGCAAAGAAAACUCCCCACCUUCUAACUGGCCCGUCCAUGGCAAUGUACAUCUCGAAGACCUCAAGGUACGGUACAGACCAAACACUCCACUUGUGCUCAAAGGAAUCACUCUGGACAUCAAAGGAGGAGAGAAAGUCGGUGUGGUUGGACGAACAGGAAGCGGGAAAUCUACGUUGAUCCAAGUCUUGUUCAGGCUUGUAGAACCAUCAGGUGGAAAGAUAGUCAUCGAUGGGAUCGAUAUAUGCACUCUAGGGUUACAUGAUCUCAGGUCAAGAUUCGGAAUCAUUCCACAAGAACCAGUCCUCUUUGAAGGAACCGUAAGGAGCAACAUCGACCCAACAGAUCAAUACACUGAUGAAGAAAUCUGGAAGAGCCUCGAACGAUGCCAACUCAAGGAUGUUGUUGCCACAAAACCUGAGAAGCUCGAUUCGUUGGUGGUUGAUAGUGGAGAGAACUGGAGCGUAGGACAAAGACAGCUUCUGUGUUUAGGCAGGGUUAUGUUGAAACGAAGCAGACUUCUAUUCCUAGACGAAGCGACAGCAUCUGUAGAUUCACAAACCGAUGCCGUGAUUCAGAAGAUUAUCAGAGAAGACUUUGAGUCAUGUACUAUAAUCAGCAUAGCUCACAGGAUUCCAACGGUGAUGGACUGUGAUCGAGUCUUGGUCAUAGACGCAGGUAAAGCAAAAGAGUUUGAUAGCCCGGCUCGUUUGCUUGAGAAGCAGUCUAUAUUUGCGGCGCUGGUGCAAGAAUACGCUCUCAGAUCUGCUGGAAUAUGAAAAUUUAAAAGGUUGCCUGAAUAUUUUAAGAUCUUUUUUUUUUAACUGACAGAGAAAAUGUCGAGUUUGUUUAUUGUGCAAUUUGAUUUUUAUGGUGUAAUUGAAUUAAACAAUUAAAAUAAAUUAGUCCCCUAAACAUUAUUUAUAAACUGA
Molecule: messenger RNA, 4783 nt
Organism: Raphanus sativus (radish)
Lineage: Eukaryota; Viridiplantae; Streptophyta; Magnoliopsida; Brassicales; Brassicaceae
Product: ABC transporter C family member 4
Exons: 8
Coding region: 38-4630 (1530 amino acids)
Biological process (GO): transmembrane transport
Cellular component (GO): vacuolar membrane; plant-type vacuole
Molecular function (GO): ABC-type transporter activity; ATP hydrolysis activity; ATP binding
Source: RefSeq, a predicted model, not a curated record